AUGGUCACCUGCCAGAACGCAACAACACUGUCACCGACCGGCGGUGGCCACAAUGGUGGUCUAAACGGCUGCCUAACUCUUCCUCCCGGCGUCAGCGGCAGCGCCAGCCCGGUCACCCCAGUCGGGCUCGCAGUUGGCAUGAUCUCGGAGUCCGGAGUUGCCUCUUUGGCCGACUCGUCGACCGAGCCCGGAAUGUCAUUCGGCCUUCGACUGGCCGACUACUACGUGCCCUCGCCGCUCUCCGGUCUGCUGGCCUUGUCGGAGGCGCAAGCGGUCAAGAAAUUGGGCCUGCCGGACGCCACUUUGGCCGCCCACGAAACGGGCUACUUUGGCACAAGAAGUCCCCGCCCGGACUCCGGCUACCCAGUACUGGCCUACGAGGAUGAGGCCGGAGUCCAAAUCCCGGUUGGUACCGACGAGGUCGCCUCUGCCGAGGCUGGCAUUGCGAGCCUCGCCAAACGAUUAGCCUGUACCGGUUUGUCUGGGCCGGCAGAAUUGGGCGAAUUCGGCCAGCCGGCAAUGGCCAAAGCCGAGCCAUCGCUUGGCGUUGGCGCCAGCGGUUACUGCUACUCCAGACCUUCAGGAGACAUGAAGACAGCCAUUUUCGACAGUCUCAACCGACACUGCAUCUUCAAGGAAGCGGAGGAGGCGUUUCCAUUUGGGCAUAAUCAGAGAACCAUGCUGAAUGGGGUUCAUAGGAUGGAUGAGGACGUCCGGUUGCAGGUGAUGCAGGACUGUUAG
This is a messenger RNA of Protopolystoma xenopodis, 741 nucleotides long. NCBI's taxonomy places the organism in Eukaryota, Metazoa, Platyhelminthes, Monogenea, Polystomatidea, Polystomatidae. The record is from the annotation of a GenBank genome assembly.